GCCGCCGGGCCUGUGCCGCCGCCGCCGCCGCCGCCGCGCCGACCAUGUCGGCGGCCAAGGAGAACCCGUGCAGGAAAUUCCAGGCCAACAUCUUCAACAAGAGCAAGUGUCAGAACUGCUUUAAGCCCCGCGAGUCGCAUCUGCUCAACGACGAGGACUUGACGCAGGCAAAACCUAUUUAUGGUGGCUGGCUGCUCCUGGCUCCAGAUGGGACCGACUUUGACAACCCAGUGCAUCGGUCUCGGAAAUGGCAGCGGCGGUUCUUUAUCCUCUACGAGCAUGGCCUCUUGCGCUACGCCCUGGAUGAGAUGCCCACGACCCUGCCGCAGGGCACCAUCAACAUGAACCAGUGCACAGAUGUGGUGGAUGGGGAGGGCCGGACAGGCCAGAAGUUCUCCCUGUGUAUUCUGACACCUGAGAAGGAGCACUUCAUCCGGGCAGAAACCAAGGAAAUCAUCAGCGGGUGGCUAGAGAUGCUCAUGGUCUAUCCCAGAACCAAUAAGCAGAACCAAAAGAAGAAGCGGAAGGUGGAGCCUCCCACACCACAGGAACCAGGGCCGGCCAAGAUGGCUGUCACCAGCAGCAGCAGCAGCAGCAGCAUUCCCAGUGCUGAGAAAGUCCCCACCACCAAGUCUACACUUUGGCAGGAAGAAAUGAGGGCCAAGGACCAGCCCGAUGGGGGCAGCCUAAGUCCAGCUCAGAGUCCCAGCCAGAGCCAGCCUCCUGCUGCCAGCACCCUGAGGGAGCCUGGGCUGGAGAGCAAGGAUGAGGAGAGCACCAUGAGCAGCGACCGCAUGGACUGUGGCCGCAAAGUCCGGGUUGAGAGUGGCUACUUCUCCCUAGAGAAGACCAAGCAGGACUUGAAGGCCGAGGAGCAACAGCUGCCCCCGCCGCUCUCCCCUCCCAGCCCCAGCACCCCCAACAACAGGUAUAGUGGCCCUGGACCGCCCUCCCAGGAGCUUGGUCAUCCCCUUGCUUCCCCAGGUUCUCAACCCCCCGGCCGAAUGGUGUGCAGCAGCUCCCUUGGCUCUCUGGAUUCGGCCAGCCAGCCCCCCACCCGCAUGGACUCCGGCAGCGCUGGGGGGCGGGGAGCAGAGAGACCGGGGCGCACCUUUGCCUUUAAAGCCAGCAGGCAGUAUGCCGCCCUGGCCGACGUCCCUAAGGCCGUCAGGAUCAGCCACCGAGAAGCCUUCCAGGUGGAGAAAAGGCGGCUGGAGCGUAGGACUCGGGCCCGGAGCCCUGGCAGGGAAGAGGUGGCCCGUCUGUUUGGCAACGAGAGGAGGAGGUCCCAGGUCAUUGAGAAAUUUGAGGCCUUGGACAUUGAGAAGGCAGAGCACAUGGAGACUAACUCAUCAUCUGGGCCUUCACCAUCCAGUGACACUCGCCAGGGCCGCAGUGAGAAGAGGGCGUUUCCUAGGAAACGGGAUCUCCCCAACGAAGCCCCCACAGCUCCUCUCCCGGACACCUCGGCCACCCCCAUGUCUCCACACCGAAGAGCCAAGUCACUGGAUAGGAGGUCCACGGAGUCCUCCCUGACGCCUGACCUGCUGAAUUUCAAGAAAGGCUGGCUAACCAAGCAGUAUGAGGACGGCCAGUGGAAGAAACACUGGUUUGUCCUUGCUGAUCAAAGUCUGAGAUACUACAGGGAUUCGGCAGCUGAGGAGGCGGCUGACUUGGACGGGGAAAUUGACUUGUCUACGUGUUACGAUGUCACAGAGUAUCCAGUCCAGAGAAACUAUGGCUUUCAGAUACAUACAAAGGAGGGCGAAUUCACUCUCUCUGCUAUGACAUCUGGAAUCCGGCGGAAUUGGAUCCAGACCAUCAUGAAGCACGUGCACCCGACCUCUGCCCCAGAUGUGACGAGCUCACUGCCAGAGGAAAAGAACCGGAGCAGCUCCUCCUUUGAGACCUGCCCGAGGCCGAGUGAGAAGCCCGAUAUGGAGCGUGGAGAGCCAGACCCCGAGCAGAAGAGGAGCCGGGCUCGGGAGCGGAGGCGGGAGGGGCGCUCUAAGACCUUUGACUGGGCCGAGUUCCGCCCUAUCCAGCAGGCCCUGGCUCAGGAGAGGGCCAGCACCACAGGGAUUUCUGACACCCACCCUGAGGCUGAGGCCGGUGAGCUAGAGCGGGAGCGUGCACGGCGGCGGGAAGAACGCCGUAAGCGCUUCGGGAUGCUUGAUGCCACGGAUGGGCCUGGUGCCGAUGAUACAGCCCUGCGAAUGGAGGUUGACCGGAGCCCAGGGCUGCCAGUGACCACUGACCUCAAGACCCAGAACGUCCACGUGGAGAUCGAGCAGCGGUGGCAUCAGGUGGAGACAACUCCUCUCCGAGAAGAAAAGCAGGUGCCCAUUGCCCCCUUGCACCUGUCCUCCGAAGAUGGAGGUGACCGGCUCUCCACUCACGAGUUGACCUCUCUGCUGGAGAAGGAGUUGGAGCAGAGCCAGAAGGAGGCCUCAGACCUUCUGGAGCAGAACCGGCUCCUACAGGACCAGCUGAGGGUGGCUCUGGGCCGGGAACAGAGCGCCCGGGAGGGCUACGUGCUGCAGACUGAAGUGGCCACCUCCCCAUCCGGUGCCUGGCAGAGGCUCCAUAGAGUCAACCAGGAUCUCCAAAGCGAGCUGGAGGCCCAGUGCCAGCGCCAGGAGCUGGUCACGCAGCAGAUCCAGUCCCUGAAACGCAGCUAUGGGGAGGCCAAGGACGCAAUCCGGCACCAUGAGGCCGAGAUCCGGAGCCUCCAGGCGCGGCUCAGCAAUGCCGCCGCCGAGCUCACCAUCAAGGAGCAGGCACUGGCCAAGCUCAAGGGGGACUUGAAGCUGGAGAGGGACAAGGUCCGUGAGCAGCUGGAGGAGCGGCAGCACCGUGAGGCCGCACUCAGCGGGCAACUGCAGGCCAGUGAGCAGAAGCUUAAGAGCGCUGAGGCCCUGCUGUUGGAGAAGACACAGGAGCUGCGGGACUUGGAGACGCAGCAGGCACUGCAGAGGGACCGGCAGAAGGAAGUGCAGCGGCUGCAGGACCGCAUUGCUGACCUCAGCCGGCAACUAGGUGCUAGCGAGCGGGCCCAGAGGCUGAUGGAGGAGAAGCUGCAGGCCAACUACGAGCUGCUGCUGGAGAGCUGUGAGAAGGAAAAGCAGGUGCUUCUGCGGAACCUCAAGGAGAUGGAGGACAAGGCCAGCGCCUACGAGGACCAGCUCCAGGACCGAGAGCAGCAGAUGGAGGUCCUCCAAAAGGAGAAGCUGAGCGCCAAGUUCGAGGGCAGUGAGGUAGUCCACCGGCUGGAGGAACAGCUGCAGAUGAAGGAGGCCAGCAUCCAGAAGCUGGCUGAGCAUGUCCAGAGCCUCAGAGACGAGCGGGACCUGAUCAGGCAGCGGUUCCAGGAGCUGAUGGAUCGUGUCACCCUGUCUGAUGGGGACAUGGCUGAGCUUCAGGAGAAGCUGAGUGUGAGGGAGGCCGACUACCAGAGCCUGGAGCACUCCUACAGGAGGGUGGCUGGCCAGCUCCAGAGUAUGCACAUGCUGCUGAAGGAGAAGGAGGAAGAGCUGAAGCACAUCAAGGAGAUGCAUGAGAAAGUUCUGGAAAAGAAAGAGCAGGACCUCAAUGAGGCUUUGGUUAAAAUGGUUGCUUUGGGGAGCAGCUUAGAGGAAACAGAAACAAAGCUCCAGGCAAAGGAAGAGAUUUUAAGGAGAUUGGGAAAGGAAUUCUCAGAGGAUGCGGAGGAGCCACAGAGCUGCCUAGAAGAGGCAGGGGAUGGCACAGUGCUGUCGGGCCCACGGCUCCAAGCUGCUGGCUCACCCCCAGCCUCCCAACAUUCCAGGCUUGAGGAUGAGGAUCCUGGGGCUGUCCUGGUGGAGGAGCGUGGCGAUAGCAGCCCCAAGAGAGAAGAGAGCAUGGCGUCUCUGAAGUCAGAGGUGCCAGACAGGGAGGGGCCCCCUCAGAGCACAGCAAAACCUGACCAGGGAGGAUCUGGUGUUAAAAGGCAAAGAAUCCGGUUCUCCACGAUUCAGUGCCAAAAAUACACACACCCUGAUGGGUCUGAGAAGACCUGGACCAGCAGCACAUCCUCCGACACCAGCCAGGACCGGUCACCCUCAGAGGAGAGCAUGUCAUCAGAGGCCACCCCCAGCUCUCUCCCUGCAACCAGUGACUCCGAUACUUAUCUCUCCAUAAUACACUCCCUAGAGACCAAGCUCUACAUAACGGAGGAGAAGCUCAAAGAUGUGACGGUGAAGUUGGAGAGCCAGCAGGGCCAAAGCCAGGAGGCCCUACUUGCUUUGCACCAGCAGUGGGCUGGCACGGAGGCACGGCUCCGUGAGCAGCUCCGGGCCAGCCUGCUCCAGGUCGGGGCACUGGCCUCCCAGCUAGAGCAGGAAAGACAGGCAAGGGCGAAGAUAGUUGAAAAUCACGUUGGGGAGCUUGGCGACUUCCAGAUGAAAAACAGUCAGGCUCUGGCUUGCUUAGAGAACUGCCGAGAACAACUACGAUCCCUGCCAGCAGCCAGCCAGGAGGAAGCACAAGACACAGGAGCAGGCCCCCUGGCCAGCACAGAGGGCACACUCAUCAGCACCCACCCGGCCAUGCGCCACUGGUCCACUCCUUCAGACAGUGCGGCCCAGGCUCAGCCUGAGGACUCGAGUUUCUUGGAGAUCAGGAAAGCACUUUCACAGCCACCACACCGGCCUGAGCUGACCGAGCAGGAGCAGCUGAAACUCCUUUCUGAUCAAAUAGCUCUGGAGGCCUCGCUGAUAAACCAAAUAGCAGAGUCUUUAAAAAACACAACAUCAGAUAUCUCGCGAGUUCUCCAUGAGAUCUCCCAGUCAGGAAACUUGCCCCUGGAACCUGAAAGUGUGGCUCUCUGCCCUGGGGCCACAGCAGACACCUGGGCGAAGAAGUUGCUAGUGGAUGGUGAAUUCUGGAGCCAGGUAGAGUCCCUGAGUAAGCGCCUGGGAACGCAGAGAGGAGAGGCAGCUGAUGCAUCCAGAGGAGAGCCACAGAGUGUCCCAGCAGCCCUGGUCCCUGCCCUGGCGGAUGCCACGUGGGUGAGGGCAGAGCUCAACUUUGCCCUGCAGUCAGUAAGGGAAUCAUUCCAACGGAGGUUGCAGAGCAUCCAGGAGACCCUCCAGGGGACCCAGGUGGCCCUGCAGCAGCACAAGCGCGUGUUAGGGGACAUCUUGGGAGCCUACCGAACCCCCGACUUUGAGAGAGUGAUGCAGCAGGUCUCAGAAGCCCUCAAGCUUCCCUCAGGCAUCGAAGACAAUGUACAGGCAUCCUGGGACCUGAGCCCAUUAGGAGAAGUACUAAGUCAUCAAAAAGCAGCCAGCUCCCAGGAGCCCUUUUUCGUGGCCCACCAGAGCUCUGGGGCCCUUGUUGCUAUUCAGGAAGAACUCGCCCUGCAACUUAAAGAUAAGGCCAGCCUCUUGUGGGAGAUAUCUGCCGCUUUAACCUCACUUCCCCCUGUGGAAUCAGUAAGAGAUUGUCAGAAGCUUCUCCAGGCAUCCCAGAAUCUCUCCUGGAACACUUAUCUGGGAGGCCUCGGUCAGUAUUCUUCAUUAUUAGUUCAGGAUGCAAUUAUUCAGGCUCAGGUGUGUUAUGCAGCCUGCAGAAUCCGGCUGGAGUAUGAAAAGGAGCUGCAGUGCUACAAAGAGUCCUGGCAGAGCAGGGGAGCCUCCUGCCAGGAACACGAGCAAGCCGUUGGGGCUCUGAGGGAGGAGUACGAGGAACUUCUCCGGAAGCAAAAGAGCGAGUACCUGGAAGUGAUUGCCAUCGUUGAGAGGGAAAAUGCGGAUCUCAAGGCCAGGGUCACCCAGCUGGACCGUCAGCAGAGGUGUCUGGAGGAAGUGGAAAGCAAGCACAGUGAGAACAUGUUUGCCCUGCAAGGAAGGUACGAGGAGGAGAUGAGGUGCGUGGUGGAACAGUUGAACAGAGCAGGGGACACACUACAGGCAGAGCACAGCAGAGUCCUGAGCCAGCUAGACGCCUCUGUCCGAGACCGACAGGACAUGGAGAGGCAGCACGUGGAGCAGAUGCAGAGCCUGGAAGACAGGUUCCAGCUGAAGAUCAGAGAGCUGCAGAGCAUCCACGAGGAGGAGCUGAGGACCCUGCAGGAACACUACUCACGGAGCCUGCAGUGCCUACAGGAGGCCCUGCACCACUACCAAAGGCGGCACCCGGAGGCCCUGCCAGCCCCCAGCUCCCCACCCAGCUGGCCCACAAGCCAGCCCAGGGACACUCUGCAGGCCGCCAGUGGAGAGGCUGAGUCCAUGACAGGGCUGAGAGAGCGCAUCCAGGAGCUGGAGGCCCAGAUGGACACCAUGCGGGAGGAGCUGGGACAGAAGGACCUGGAGGGCAGCGCGGCCACACUGCGGGAGAAGUACCAGAAAGACUUCGAGAACCUUAAGGCCACGUGCGAGCGAGGGUUUGCAGCCAUGGAAGAAACGCACCAGAAGAAGAUUGAGGACCUGCAGAGGCAGCACCAGCGGGAGCUGGAGAAGCUGCGGGAGGAGAAGGAUCGCCUCCUGGCCGAGGAGACAGCAGCCACUAUCUCAGCCAUUGAAGCCAUGAAGAAUGCCCACCGGGAGGAGAUGGAGCGCGAGUUGGAGAAGAGCCAGCGGUCCCAGAUCAGUAGCAUCAACUCGGACAUUGAGGCCCUACGACGACAGUACCUGGAGGAGCUGCAGUCGGUACAGCGGGAGCUGGAGGUCCUGUCGGAGCAGUACUCCCAGAAGUGCCUGGAGAAUGCCCACCUGGCCCAGGCACUAGAGGCUGAGCGCCAGGCCCUGCGGCAGUGCCAGCGUGAGAACCAGGAGCUCAACGCCCACAAUCAGGAACUGAACAACCGCCUGGCUGCGGAGAUCGCACGGUUACGGACACUGCUGACCGGGGAUGCGGGUGGGGAGGCCACUGGCUCCCCUCUCACACAGGGGAAGGAUGCCUAUGAGUUAGAGGUCUUACUGCGGGUCAAAGAGUCAGAAAUCCAGUACCUGAAGCAGGAGAUCAGCUCUCUCAAGGAUGAGCUACAGACCGCGUUGCGGGACAAGAAGUACGCUAGUGACAAGUACAAAGACAUCUACACGGAGCUCAGCAUCGUGAGGGCAAAGGCCGACUGUGACAUCAGCAGGUUGAAAGAGCAACUGAAAGCAGCAACGGAAGCACUGGGUGAAAAAUCCCCAGAAAACACCCCUGUGUCAGGAUACGAUAUAAUGAAAUCUAAAAGCAACCCUGACUUCUUAAAGAAAGAUAGAUCCUGUGUCAGCCGGCAACUCAGAAACAUCAGGUCCAAGAGUCUGAAAGAAGGCCUGACGGUGCAAGAACGCUUGAAGCUCUUUGAAUCCAGGGACUUGAAGAAAGACUAGCCGUGUCCCGUUCAACUUGAACACACACACCCCUCCCAGCCUGCGGCAGCACUACCCCAGCGCUGCUUUUUGUCUGUACCUUUAUUUUUUAUUAUUAUUAUUGUUGUUACUGUUGUCAUCAUUAACUGUAGGUAUGGAUGCAUGAAAGACCGAUUUAAGGGUUGUUCACACCGUUCCCUGCUGUGUUGAUUCCAGCUUCCUAUGUGUUUGUCAAAGCUUUUUUUCCAUGGUAUUCUCAAAUCAGCCAAGCAGCGGGGCCGGGAGAGCUGUGUGCUCCUGGCCGGGAUCUGCACAGAGCCCCUGCCCACUGCAUCCACCGCACUCACCGUCAGUAUUAAGGCCCAGCAGCCUGUCGAUAAGCUAGCUCGUCCGCUGAGGGCACUGUGCAGAGUCGGGGCCUCCAGCGGCUCUCGCUUUGCUGCGUGUGGGCGCCAGGGGGGCAGCACUGACAACUCACUGGCCUGCGGGAGGAGCUGGAGGAGCAGGUGGGGAGGCGUGGCUUAUAACCUCCACUCACCACCUUUGGUUUGGGAGAAGAACAGUGUUUUGUACUUGUCCCACUAAUUCAGCUUAGAGCCACAGCCCAGAUAAUCGUGGGGAACCUUUCACAACCUGGAAAAUGUUGAAAGCAGCCAUUCCUAUUUUUGUUUGUUUUUUAUUAAAUCUUGCACAAAACCCCGGCCCCUCUCAUUCCUUCCUACGCUCGUUCUUUUCUUGGUCACUAGUAGUCCUGGUCUUUUCAUAAAGACUCACAGUGUUGAGCUGCAGCCCGGGGCUUCACACUGCUUGCCAGUCGUGAUGAAUUCCCUUGGGUAGUCCUUUGAGGGGAAGGACUGUUCAUGUCUUGAACCUUCCUGAAAGAAGCCUCUACAUUGCUUUUGAGAAGGUUGAGCGAAGACCCCUAUGUUAAGUCAAGAAGAAAGUACAGAGGAUGUCGGAUGAAACUUGCUGUUAUAUGUUUUGAGCUCUGAUUUGAGCUCUGAAAAGUUCUUUUGCAGCGGAGAGCCAGAAGUAAAACUAUACUAACAAUUUUGAUUUUUCUUAGAGAGUGAGACCUUUUUAACUGCCAGGAAACACCACAGUAAUCCUUGAGAAUCUGCUACAUGGGGCUUCUGUCAUGGCUGGGUGAGAACUAUUGAUCGUGUAAAGACAAGGAGUGCAAACCAGCCCAGCCCAGCGGGCCGCCAUUCAGUGGCCUUCAGAGCAGGCCGGAAGCUUUGCCUUGGAGGGUUUGGAGGAGCCCGCUCUGGUCUCGCUGCUUCUGUUGCCCCUUUUUUUUUACUGGCGGGAGCAUGCGUGCGCUCUGUGUCAAUGCUCCCGUUAGGUUGGCAGUCCCUGGGUACGUGGGGACUUUGCAGGUAAAAAUGUAGAAGUGCCCUUGCUUGGUCUCUAGAUUUAGUUCAGAACAGGCUCAUCCAAGGAAAGGCCUGGAAGGGUCUGGGGCGUGCCAGCUUCUCAUGGGAAUAAACUCUGAGUUCUCCACUGGCAUUGAGCCUUUCCUUCAUCAGCUUCCAGAAUCUCAACCCACACCCAUCACUCCUUUGCUGCUAUUUUUGCACGUUUUCAAAAGCAAGAGAAUAUCAGGUCUGGUGUUUUAAUUCUACUUCUCAGACACCGUUCCCCGCACCCCACUCCACCCCCCCGUAGGUUGGCAGCAUUUUUAGAAAGGUCCACGAUUUUGUGUGUGUGCCGCUCCGAACAGGAGCGUACAGAAGGGAUGUUGGGCCCUGGGGACCCUUCCGUCUCUAGAACACUGUUUAAUGGGUGUGUCGUCCAAGGCAGAGAGUGAUGUGCUGUCCAGCAGGAUCUGAUGGGCCAAGGGCCUUGCGCCGCGCCUCUGCUCAAGCUGUCUCGGCACCGUGAUUUCACGGCACCCCUCGGAAAACCUCCCUCAUGUAGUGCAGUUUUCUGUGUGGCUGCCCCUGCUGCCUCUGGGCAGUCUGGCCCUCCUCCAGGCAGCCCCCUGCCUCUAGCCCUCCCAGCUUACCUGGCAGCAUCCCCGCAUGCAUUCAGGUGCCACCUGCCUUCAGACUGUGCCGAGUCCGAAAUCUGCAGUGCUUUGUAGAGGUCGAAGAGCACCUUACAUACUUGUCUUCAUCAUUUACCCCUUGAGGUUAGACCUCCGGAAUCCUUGAACUCGUGUGCUGAGUGUAGCAUGUGGAAGUCGAAGGCAGAGACAGGGAAAGACCUAUCACUGCCGCCUCUGAAGGCUCCUCCUCACCACAGAGACCACAACUCCCUGCCCUGGGGCUGCCUCAGUCAGGGGGUUACCAGGAAGCUGGCUAGAAACGGGGGCACUCCGGCUUCCACCUCCCAAAAAUGCCCCGAGCCUGGCCUGGUCUUGCCCAGCAUCGCACAGUGAUAACUACUGUCAGGCCAAGAACCAGUAUGAGCCGCCUGCUGCUGAGCCCCAUCCUCCAGCUGGAGGGAGUGGGCAGGACAGAAGAAAGGGGCUGCACUGGCCACCUAUGUGUUGCACCCCAGCCCCCACUGUGCAGUCUCCGUACGCGCCCUGCAAGCCCCCAAGCCCCCAGGGGAGGGAUGUAGCCACCAAGUUCCGGAGGAGAGAAGACAGUUGUGGAGGUGGAGUUGGCCUCUGCUGGUAGAGACGGGUCCUUCAGGGGCUGCGGAUGGGCUAACACAGGUGAAGGUCAGCUCACGGCGCUCCAACUUCCCCAGGGAAGGGUGUGGCGAUAACACGGAUCGAGUCUCUACUAACCCACAGUUGUAACCGCUUUCCUGUGAAUGGUCACUAGUUCCUCUGUAACCCGCCAGCUCCUGCAAGCAAGCACGCCCACCGAGAGUGGGGAAACUAGCGACAGUUCUCGUGAGCGCGAGCUUGGGUCCCAGCAUGCGCACAGCUGCGCACAAGCACAGACGCACACCGAGGAGCCGCUUUCUGCUGGUCGGGCUCCGUGUUUAGCACGUGGGUGUGAGAGCUAGCAUUCCUGCUAAGUGUGGCUGGUGGCGGCUCCCCUGGUGGGUGGCCACGGUGUGGCAGAUGGAGCGCUUUGCCGUUGGAAAUGGAAGCUUGUGCCAGAAGGCAUCGAAGUGGGUCUGAAUUUAAGGGAGGAAGUUAGGGCCAUGGUGGGGACGUGUGGGUUUGGCAAGAGCUGAGACCAAAGGCGCCUCCCUGUGAAUCCAGCAAGUGGAAAGGCUGAGAGUGAGGGAAGGCCCUGGGCUCUGGCUAGUUACGUGCACUCUGUUGCUAGCGCCCUGACCUGACCGCUAGGCUUUGGGGCCUCACCAGGGCCAGGGGAGGAAAGAGACGGAACUGCGGUUUUUAAAAACCCUGGGAGUCGGCCAGUACGGGAUUCUGACAGGUAAGGCCAGGAGACCAAAUGGAUGGUGUACAAAACAUCAUUAGAGAUGUAUUUAAUAUUCUUUAUUUCACCGCGGAGGGAGACAGACGGAAUGUGGCCCUCUUUGUUACUGCUGCCUGGCGGUCCCCUGGGCAAGUCGGUUUUUAAGGCCUCUGGGGCAGAAGGUAGCAGGUGGCCACCCCGCCCCUGCCGCUGACCCUGUGAGCGCUUGACUCAGGCUAGAAAGGGGCGCGGCUGGGCUCCCCACUCGGUGAGCCAGCAGGCAGUGUAUCUCUCCUUUAGAAGGUUUCUCCCCCGCACGCCUGCUAGUAACUCCCUGGACGCUGGGGUGGGGGGCUGCGCCCUCCCCGGCCUCGGUGCCCGCGAGCUAGCUUCACGGCUAAGCACGCCCCACUCCUUCCCGCCGCUCCUGCCCCAGGGUGUCUCCUGAGGCGCUUCUCCAGGGGCUCAGAGUGUUCUCCGCUAGAGUGGGAAGGACGUCUUGUCUUCUUGAACGGAAGAGAAUUCCUGAAAGGAAGUUUCCUCAUCUUUGUUCUAAAGAAGCUUGAGAUUUUAACACUUUCCAUCCCAGAUACAAUUUCAGAAAGCCGGAAAACUAAAGCAGAAUUCAGUGACUCCCCCCACUUUUACUACCAAAAAAGCCUGGAUGGUCGGGGGGCCGUGUUCAGAGGUUUACCAGGGCCGGGAGGUAUGUAGCCUUCCACUUAAGAGGAAUCGCAGUAAAAGGAAUUCCAGCUUGGCGUGCUGAUUGGAAGCUUCACUUCUCCAGAAACUUCACUUCGGUCCUUUUGAACACCACCCCCCCCAAUCCUCACGGGGGCUAUCCAUGUUUGCUGUUAGGCGUUUGCUGUGUAAACCGAUCUGAAGUGCCCCGUCCUGUGUCCCCACGGCGCCGCACCCCGCCGGCCCUUCACAGGGGCUUGGGAAGGGGCCGCUGCCAACUGGCUGGUGCUGGAGCUUCGGGAAGUUGGGUACCGGCGCGCGGCUUUUCCCCUCUGGCGUCUCGGGUCCUUCUCGAGCGGGGAGCCCCGGGCGCUCAGCCGGGAGUGCGGGGGAGCGGCCGCGGGGGUCCCGCAUACUUCGCACUCGGGGCUUUCUCAGGGCACACGGCGCCCCUCCGGCUUGCCCGUGCCGCCGGGCGCUACCGACUGAGCCUCGGAAAGGUGUUCUUAGCUGAGAGCGGGGCAGAAGGUAACGUGGUCCGCCGGCCGCGGCGCCGAGUACGCACAGUGGACACGCCCCUCCUCCCGCAGCGCUCCCAGGGAGGGGGCCCGCGAACCGGGCGCGGCGCCGCGUGUGCGCACACCCGAGCGAGCACGUCUAGCCAGCCCGUACCUCCCACAGUUGAGGAUUUAAGCGACAGUCAGCCUCAAGGGAGUCACGUAAGACCACCGGUUUGGGGAUCCUUUGAUAGGAAGACAUGACAAGAGCGCAGUCUGGACGCGAACACUCACUUCGUCUGAAGGGCCGUCUGCGGGGAAGGACCCGGCCGCAUCCACGUGCCCUGUGGAGAACGCGUUUCGAGUCCUCGUUUCUUUAUACAGGGAAGCGGUCUCCCUUCUCGGUGUUUCAACGGGAGGUGCUCAGGGGCAGGCGGUCGUCAGCGCCCCUCCCCGCGUAGGGAGCGGGACCACCUGCGCCCCCGAGCCUGGCCCUGCCCCGGUAUUGAAAAGCAACCAUGUUGGUUUUCCUCAGAAUAACCUGUAGGUCGUUCAGAGGGAGCAGUGUAAAUAGUCCUCGGAAGCUCCUGCAGGGAUUUGUGCGUGUGUGUGACAGAGUUUGUGUGGGUUUAAAAAAAAAAUCUCAACGGCCCUCCCUGUGUAAGAAGGGGAGGAGCGCUUUGGGUACAAGGCUGAACUCCACCCAGCGUCCCAAGGAAAUGUUUUUCGUGACUGGUGUAUCUUUUUAAAAAGCUGCGGCCACUUCACAGGCGGUUUUAAAGAGUGUACGACGGUAUCUGAGAUGACAGCAGGCCUGCCUUCGUGCGCUUUGCCCGUAGAAGACCUCGAUCGUGCUUGCUGCUGUCACAGCCACGUCGAAACCUCCAAAAAGUGGACAGAGAGGAACAUGGUGGGUCCCUCUUCCUGUCUUCCCCACGCCCUUGACAUGCUAAUGGAACACCUGGAGGGAGGCUUCGUUCAAAGCACAGGUGUGGCGUGAGUGGCCCAAAUGGGUGACCUGUGCACACUUGCCAGGCUGGACAUCUGCAUCUCCUCAGCGACUGGGUUCUGUGGGGGGACAGCGUCGAGGGCACCAAUGUGGCCACCCUGCCGCGUGUGUCCACGUUCAUGUGACGAGGAAACCUACAGUCAUACCACCUCAGAACUGGAUCGUCCGGUCCUUAGGCCGACCCUGGAGGGCGUGCAGGUCUCGAGGUGGAAGCACACGGCCCGUGGGUGGCGGUCGCGGGCCUUCCCAGGAGGCAGUCCGAGCACCACAGAGAGGCGGAGUUCUGGAAGCACGGCGGUUGCCAGACGCAGCGUGCCUGCUGCCUGUCGCCUGUCCCGGGCCCUCUGUUCUUUGCCCUUUGCAGCUAGUAGUACACAUUUCAGUUUUGUUUUGUAGGAAACUCGGCCUGGAUUAUAUAACGAACACUAAAGUCAUUAUCAUGUCACGUUUCUAUCACAGAACCAAUUAAAGUGGAUUUUAGGAUUUACCUUUAGUAUUAAUGACUUCUCUACUGACAUUGUUAGGACUUAAGACCAGUUAAGUGAUAAGAAUUCAUGUGGUUUUCCUAAGUAAUAUUUAUAAAAUGUAAAGUUUCUAAUCACUCCUCAACAACUGUAAUUCUUACUAACUUUUCUCACUAAUACUGUUCUGCUAGAGUGAGUGUCUCAGGUCAGCUACUAGGGACAGCACUCAGCCGAGCUGCUGGGGGAGCUGACGCACGAACAAGGUGGGAAAUAACCCACAGCAGUGACGGCUGCCACAGCUAAUGCCUUCACCCCUCGGGUGUAUGAUUCUAACUGGGGUUUCCUUUCUGUACUAACGUUAGAUGAUGAUGUUCACCAAACCCAAAGUUCUGUGCGGGAGCGAGCAGAGGCCUGGAGAGCGCGGGCGAGUCCUGUGCACCAGCCUGUAGGUGCAGCAGGAGCCCCUGAGUGGGGCAGGGGGACCCCGUCAGGCUACGCCGUCCUCCCGAACAGAUGAGCCUGGCCAGCUAAGCCGCUCGCCCUUUAUGACAAUUCAAGAUCGUGAUGGUGUCAUUGAAGAUUUUUAUUAACAAAGUUUCUGAACAACUGUUCACUACAGUUUGAAGUGUUACUUCCUCAGAAUAUUUAUUCCUUUGCGUGACAUGCUAGAUUCCCAUGGAUGUAGCUUAUCAUUUCUAUUUUGUAAAUAAUUACCUAACUUUACAUAAACUAUAUCAUAAUAAACUAUUUUUGCAUCA
Molecule: messenger RNA, 14057 nt
Organism: Canis lupus familiaris (dog)
Lineage: Eukaryota; Metazoa; Chordata; Mammalia; Carnivora; Canidae
Gene: MPRIP
Product: myosin phosphatase Rho interacting protein
Exons: 24
Coding region: 45-7343 (2432 amino acids)
Biological process (GO): actin filament organization
Cellular component (GO): actin cytoskeleton
Molecular function (GO): actin filament binding
Source: RefSeq, a predicted model, not a curated record